Molecule: messenger RNA, 1098 nt
Organism: Nicotiana tabacum (common tobacco)
Lineage: Eukaryota; Viridiplantae; Streptophyta; Magnoliopsida; Solanales; Solanaceae
Source: RefSeq, a predicted model, not a curated record
GUGGUGAAUUUUAUGGUUCAGAGGACAGCCGAUUGACACUGGAUUGGCCUACAAGGUUUAGGAUCUGUCUCGGAAUAGCAAAAGGUCUAGCUUUUCUACAUGAGGAAUCAAGCCAAAAAAUUGUACAUCGGGACAUCAAAGCUACCAAUGUGCUGCUGGAUGGGCAGCUAAAUCCGAAAAUAUCUGACUUUGGACUAGCUAAACUUAAUGAAGAAGAGAAAACCCAUAUUAGUACUCGAGUUGCCGGAACAAUAGGAUACAUGGCACCAGAAUAUGCGCUCUGGGGUUAUUUGACCGAUAAAGCAGAUGUUUACAGCUUCGGAGUUGUACUUCUGGAAACUGUCAGUGGAAAGAACAACAAUAACUACAUGCCGAGCAACAAUAGCAUUUGUCUCUUAGACUGGGCCUGUAACUUGCAACAAAGUGGGAGUAUAGAGGAGCUCAUAGAUCAGAGAUUGGGUUCUGAUAUUAACAAACAAGAAGUGGAAAGAAUAGUAAAAGUGGCACUCUUGUGCACUAGCGCCACUCCCUCACUCAGGCCUAUCAUGUCCGAGGUAGUGGGUAUGCUUGAAGGACGAAUAUCCAUUCCCGAUGAAAUUCCAGAGGCAAAUACAUAUUCUAAUGAUCUGAGAUUUAAAGCAAUGAAAGAUUUUCAUCAAGAGAGGCAAAAACAGAAGUUAACUGGAAGCCAAACUCAAAACACCAUGACCAUACAGACUGACAUGGGUUCUUCUUCUACAUCUACUACUAAUCUCUUCGAUUCAGUCCAAUUUCAGGAUCAAACAGACACAUAAUUUCAUUUCAUUUCAUAUCUUGGCUGGCUCAAUUCCUGCUUGUUGCAUACUUGAGGUACUUCACAUUGAUUCAGGACCACCUUUGCGGGUAUUUAUACUUGUAAUUAAGCAAUUUGUUCAAAUGUUUAUAGCAGGCUUGCUGUACAAUGUAAAUACAGGUUCCAGUUUUCAGACAAAGGAUGUAACACUUCUUUUACCUUUCUUAUAGGAGUAGUAGGUGCUCAUAUGAAUGCUAGGUUUCUAGGACUGAAUAUUUUCGUCUAUAUUUUGCUUCUGUUUACGCAUCGUCUCUUUGCGUUUUUAA